CUGAAGAGGGUAGAGGGUGAAAAGGUAGCCAAACUUCGUGAACUCAGCGAUGCUCUAAAUGCUCACUUGCGCGCGUUGCAGACUGUGGGAACAAAGGAGCAGAUCGCCGACUGUUUAUUAAUUCAGCUAGUUUCUCAAAAGUUGGACAUCAAGUCUCGUGCCAAAUGGGAGGAGCAAACACCUGCAAACGAAAUACCAACGUGGGAUUCGAUGGCUACAUUUUUAGAACAACGCUGUCAGCGACUGGAAAAUGUAGAAAACGCUCUUGCGACGCCGGAAAAACAGUUCAUUUCUGGCAUAGGCCAAAAUGAUUUCGCCACCAAUCAUAUCGUUGAUUUAAGGCUCCAUUCGCGUGUUACUGAUUAUACGGCUAACUUGACAGCAGUCGUCACAUCCACCAUUACCGAUAUUCAACCAAGUCGCUCGUUAAAAUGCGUUGAUUGGAACAUACCUUCGAAUAUACGCUUAGCGGAUCCAUUAUUCUUUGAACCUCAACGCAUUGACAUGCUCAUUGGAGCUAGCUUAUUUUUCGACCUACUUUGUGUUGGUCAAAUACGCUUGGCUGAAAGUAUGCCAAUUUUGCAAAAAACCAAAUUGGGUUGGAUAGUAUCGGGCGCAACUGCGUACAACGCUGCAAAAUUAUCGUGCCUAACAGCCAUCGACAUGGCUCUAACAAAUGACUCUGAUGUCGAAUUAAACAAAUUAGUGGAACGCUUUUGGGAAGUAGAAACCUGUAAAGAAUCUUCGCCAAAGACUACGGCAGAAGAAGAUUUGUGUGAAGCUCAUUUUUUUAAAAACUACAGACGUUUAAAAUCCGGUGAGUUUUCUGUUCGAUUACCAACAAAAUUACCUUCGUUCGAACUGGGAAAGCCUUAUCAGCAGGCUGUUAAUCGGUUCAGAGCUUUGGAACGAAGAUUGCAGCGAAAUGCUGAACUUAAAAAACAAUAUUCAUCGUUUAUCAAGGAGUACCUUGAUUUGAAUCACAUGUCAGUCGUUGACGCUAUACCAAGCAAAGUUCCUAUAAAUUUUUUGCCGCAUCAUUGCGUUUUAAAGGCCGAUAGCACAACAACAAAACUGCGUGUGGUGUUUGAUGGCUCGGCGCCCACUAGCACUGGACGUUCGCUGAACUCGAUGCUGAUGAAAGGACCAACCAUUCAACAACAACUUUUUGAUAUUUUGCUCAGAUUUCGUACAUUUAAAAUUGCUCUUACAGCAGACAUUUGUAAAAUGUAUCGCUGUGUAAGAAUGUCUUAUCCAGAUAACUUUCUUCAAUGCAUAAUAUGGAGAGACAGCCCUAAUGAAGAGUUCCGUAUUUUUAAAUUAGAUACCGUCACCUACGGAACAAAGCCUGCCUCUUUUUUAUCGAUUCGAUCGAUGCAGCAACUUGCCCAGGACGAAGCGCACCUCUAUCCGGUUGGCGCUGAAACAAUAAAACAUGCAUUCUAUGUUGAUGAUAUGAUAUCCGGCGCCGACUCGGUGGACGAAGCCAAGGUUAUGCUAAAUCAGACGAGGAAGUUGCUGUCUCUUGGAAACUUUCAUUUGAGAAAAUGGUGCUCAAACGAUAAUCGCAUUUUGACUGAUAUAGCAGCUAAUGACAAACAGGAAUUCCUAAAGUUCGAUGAUGAUACACACAUAACAAAGGCACUUGGAUUGGUUUGGGACCCCAGUUUGGACGUUUUUAUAUUUUCAUUUUCGCCUUUUGCAACGCCGGCCAAGGUAACUAAGCGUACUAUUCUUUCAGCCAUUGCUAGACUGUAUGACCCGCUUGGUUUGAUCGGACCUGUGGUGGCCAAGGCCAAAAUAUUCCUGCAGCAGUUGUGGAAGGAGAAGCUACAUUGGGAUGAAAGCCCAUCGCAGGCAAUACAAUCGGAAUGGCUGGAAAUGUGCAGUCAAUAUAAGCUAGUUGCACAUUUUAGUUUCGACCGAUACCUGCUAAUGCCCGAAGCUGACCUACAGAUGCAUGCCUUUUGUGAUGCAAGUGUUGCUGCUUAUGGGGCCUGCAUAUACAUACGAGCUGAAAGAGAAGGAUACAUUCAGACCAAUCUGCUUUGUUCCAAAUCGCGCGUUGCCCCGCUUAAAACUCUUACG
Messenger RNA from Rhagoletis pomonella (apple maggot), 2088 nucleotides. RefSeq lists its product as uncharacterized. The transcript has 2 exons. The record is from RefSeq and is a predicted model, not a curated record. The annotation marks the transcript as partial. NCBI's taxonomy places the organism in Eukaryota, Metazoa, Arthropoda, Insecta, Diptera, Tephritidae.